Drepanopeziza brunnea f. sp. 'multigermtubi' MB_m1 is the source of this 1251-nucleotide messenger RNA. RefSeq lists its product as uncharacterized. The record is from RefSeq and is a predicted model, not a curated record. NCBI's taxonomy places the organism in Eukaryota, Fungi, Ascomycota, Leotiomycetes, Helotiales, Drepanopezizaceae. Gene Ontology annotation, molecular function: hydrolase activity, hydrolyzing O-glycosyl compounds. Gene Ontology annotation, biological process: carbohydrate metabolic process.
AUGGCUCCCCGCCACGCUUUUUUUCCUCUUGCCUUUGGGAUAGUAACAGCCCUGACGCCAGGCCCGACGCCUGAGACGCAUCCCACUCUCAUCACUUCCAAGUGUACCGUCGCAGGCGGCUGUACUGAACAGACAAGCUUGCUGGUGCUGGAUCAACUCGCACAUCCUCUUUACCAAGCUGCUGCUCCAGAAUACAAUUGUGGAGACUGGGGCGAAGGACCCAACAGCACCGCCUGUCCUGACGCGCAAACCUGCGCCAAGAACUGCAUCGUUGAUGGUAUCUCCUCCUACGCCUCGUACGGCGUCACCACCACCGGGUCUUCCCUACUCAUGAAGAUGCUCUCCCCCGACGGCCGCACCCUCACCCCCAGAAUCUACCUUCUAGAGCCGGCAGGGGACCGGUACGAGAUGCUGACUUUAAGCGGCGGCGAGCUGAGUUUCGACGUCGAUAUAAGUCAGCUGCCGUGCGGAAUGAACGGCGCGCUGUAUCUGAGCGAGAUGGCCGCAGAUGGGGGCAGAAGCGAUCUGAAUCCCACGGGGGCCGGGUAUGGGAGUGGGUAUUGUGAUGCGCAAUGCUUUACGCUGCCAUUUUUGAACGGCGAAGCCAACCUCGACGGCAAGGGUAGCUGCUGCAACGAAAUGGAUAUCUGGGAAGGCAACGCUCGCGCCAAUGCCAUCGUUCCCCAUACUUGUAACCAGACUGGCCUGUACGCCUGUUCGGGAGAUGAAUGCGCGGCUGACGGCGUUUGCGACAAGCCCGGGUGCGGAUAUAACACUUAUUCGUUGGGCAAUCGGGACUAUUACGGCCCUGGUUUGACAGUCGAUACGAAUCGCCCGUUUACUGUUGUCACGCAGUUCCCGGAGGUUGAUGGGAAGAUGACGGAGAUCAGACGGUUGUACGUCCAAGAUGGAGUUGUUAUUCAGAAUGCGAAACUGAAUACGACAAUCGCAGGGCUGGACCCGACGAAGGUGCUGGAUAGUGUGAGUGAUGAGUUGUGUGGGCAGGUGGCGCCUAAGUACAUGGCUCUUGGAGGCACGACCGGAAUGGGUGAAGCGAUGAAGCGGGGUAUGGUGUUGAUAUUUAGUAUCUGGUGGGAUGAGGGCGGAUUUAUGCGGUGGCUGGACAGCGGGAAUUCUGGACCUUGUAAUGCCACGGAGGGCGAUCCCAAAGUCAUCGUGAAGGUAGAACCAGAUCCAGCGGUAGUCUGGUCGAAUGUGAAAUGGGGCGAGAUUGGGAGUACAUUUUCGUAG